Fraxinus pennsylvanica is the source of this 621-nucleotide messenger RNA. The record is from the annotation of a GenBank genome assembly. NCBI's taxonomy places the organism in Eukaryota, Viridiplantae, Streptophyta, Magnoliopsida, Lamiales, Oleaceae.
AUGGCGAGAACUGAGAACGAAAUCCAAGUUAAACAGGAAAUUAUCGAGCUGAGUCGCAAGAUGAUGCCGAAGACGAACGAUUCUCAGACGCCGGCUUGCAUUAUCAACUUGUCAAGCUCGGAUUCCGAAUCGGACUCUGAUUCCGAUUCUGAUGCUUUGUCCGACAAUGAUAUUGACGGAAUUUUUAACAAAAGGCCUCGGGAGUCUAGCGGAGAAAUUUGUGGAAACAAGAAGAAAAAGAAGAAGAAGGGAGCGGAGGAUUUAAGUUUUGUGUUGCCGGUGGGGUUUCUUGACCCUUUACCGGGUAAAGAACCGGUAUCGAGAGACUCAGAGCCUGUGUUGACGUUGCCUGCGCCGCCGCAAAGAAAUGCUGUGAUUGUGAGCGGUUGUAAGCAGUUCUGGAAGGCGGGGAACUAUGAUGGAGCGCCUUCCGGUGACUGGGAGUCGGCCACUGGUGGCAUGGAUCAUGUCCGAGUUCAUCCAAAAUUUCUACAUUCUAAUGCAACCAGUCAUAAGUGGGUUCUUGGAGCGUUUGCGGAGCUUUUAGACAAUUCAUUGGACGAGGCAUGCUAUGGACCUUCUUCGAUGAUCAGUAACAUGUUACAUGCUUGGUUUCUUUAG